Molecule: messenger RNA, 1731 nt
Organism: Dothidotthia symphoricarpi CBS 119687
Lineage: Eukaryota; Fungi; Ascomycota; Dothideomycetes; Pleosporales; Dothidotthiaceae
Exons: 5
Coding region: 1-1731 (576 amino acids)
Cellular component (GO): cytosol; ribonucleoprotein complex; nucleus
Molecular function (GO): mRNA 3'-UTR binding; poly(A) binding; poly(U) RNA binding
Source: RefSeq, a predicted model, not a curated record
AUGGCCACCAACUCUCGUCAGGCUGGCUACGCCCCUUCUGCCGGUUACAAGGGUCAGCAUAUGCUCAACGCCUACAGCCAAGCUGGUCAGGGCCACGGGACUACGCAAUACCUUCCUCGAGGUCUGCCUAUGCCCCCCAAUGGUGAACACAGCAUGCAGAGUCUGACGAACACCAUGGCAGCGCUUAACAUGCACGCUUCUUACGGCUCGUCUGCCACGUCCAAGUCGGCCAGCUCGGCCCUAUCCGGCAACUCAUCGGACUACGGCAACGCUCACCUUGCCCAGGGGCAGGGCCUAUGGGUUCCGAACCAGCAUGUCCUCGGGUCAAUGUACCAGGUCAUGCCCGGCGGUCAGCAACAGGUUGGUAUAGCGCCUUCCCACAACAUGUAUAGUCACGGCGGCGCAUUCGUUCCUCAAGCAGCCUACCAGUAUGGUCAAGCCAUCGCCGAACACAGCCCCAUGGCGCCAGGAUGGGCCUCUCGUAUGUCUUCGGGUGAGCUGCCUUCGCUCAUGACACCCCGCCGAGAUUCCGUGUCCUCCAACGAGAACGAUAUCCCAGGCACACCCUAUGGCAGCGGUGGCAUGUACCGCUAUGGAGCUGGCACAACCAUCAUGGAUCGCUCCCCGAGCGCCGUCUACACGAACAGCGCUACUCCAUCCCCAUCGCAGUUGGUACAUCCCUAUCAGCUCAUGGCGCCUGUUCAGAAGCAGCAGACUAUGCCGUCGUUGCCCCCACAUCUGUUGGCUCUGGUGCAUCAGGACCCUCCGAUCCCGCGAGCUAUCCCAGCUCCCAGCUCUCCACACAAGCCGCUUGACCGUAGCCUUGAGAACAAGACUGGCGAAACCAACGUUUACAUUCGAGGCCUGCUUCCGGAAACGGCGGACGAAAUGCUCCAUCUUUGGGGUAAGCGUUUCGGAGACAUCCAGAGCUCCAAGUCCAUCAUCGACCUGAAGACCAACCUAUGCAAGGGAUUCGGGUUCAUAAAGUACCACAACUUUGAAGAUGCAGAGGAUUGCAUCCGCGGCUUUCACUACCUUGGAUAUGAAGUCAGCUUUGCUCGCGAAUCCUUUUACUCCAAGCUCAAGAAGUUCUCUGACGAGGGCAAUACAAAUCUCUAUGUGUCCAACAUUCCCAAGAACAUGAAUGAGCAUGAACUGGCCAAUAUCUUUGCCCCUCACAAGGUCUGCUCGAGCAGGAUUCUCCGCGACACCUCUGGCACUGGCCGAGGUGUUGGUUUUGCUCGUUUCGAGUCUCGCGAUAUCUGCGACGAGGUCAUCAAGAACUUCAACAACAAGCCCGUCUCCAAGCCAGGUGGCGAGGAGCAUCUCAUCCAGAUCCGCUUCUCCGACACGCAUGAACAGAAGACGCUCAAGCAACAGACUGCUGCUGGACGCGUGUUCCGCGCCGCCGAGUACGAGGUCGGUGUCGCGCAGGCUAGGGCCUUGGGCACACCGGACCGUUACCACACGAUCUCUCCAGUCUCACAAGGCGCCUCGAAUGAGUUCGAAAUGUUCAUGCAGCGUGGUUAUCGCCAACCCUGGGCACCUGCAGUUCCCUCAACCCUCGGUCCAUCGCGUCCGUCAAUGUACCAAAUGACACAGGGCGGUGCCGUCAAGAGCGACGAUGGUGCAUCUGAUCAGGGCGCUGACAUGAAAACCAACCCCGCUACCCCUGUCAAGGUCGAGGACAAAUCUAGCUCCCCAGCCCGCCAUUCCGGCCGAGACGACUGA